Molecule: messenger RNA, 3717 nt
Organism: Manduca sexta (tobacco hornworm)
Lineage: Eukaryota; Metazoa; Arthropoda; Insecta; Lepidoptera; Sphingidae
Exons: 5
Coding region: 402-1994 (530 amino acids)
Source: RefSeq, a predicted model, not a curated record
GGUCGCGGCAGGCGGUAGCGAGGAGCGGGCUGCAGGCGCCAUUAGCCACCUCCCGAGCGAGAGCAGCCCGCUGAGCAUUCGACUCGAGACCGCCGAGCGCACAGCACGCACACGCGUUCGCUCUCCGCAGCGAAACUUCUCACGUCCGACACAGUCCGUACAACGUGUAACAAAGUGGUGUUUUUGACAUAUCGUACGUUCGUUUGUCGCGUACACUUUCAUUUCACGCUUGACAGUUUUGGUUUUUGUGUUGUUUAUUUUGUUUUGUGACCCGCACAUUGGAGGUGAUCGGUUUAUUUUCAAUACGGCCGUCUGUUUACGUGGUACGCCGGGCGAGAGCGGCCGCGCGUUAUAAUGUAAGCGACGCACGUCGACGCCCGCCUGCCUUCAAGGUGUUUGCGAUGUGGUGCACGUGGACGGUAUUACUGGUGUCGUGCACACUAGUGAAGGCGGCAGAGGUCGAGGUGACGACGGAGACGGCGGUACCGGUGGCGACCACUCGCGCGCCGCCCCGCACCCUCGACCGGCAAGCCGGCGAGCUCGCCUGGAAAUCCUGGCUGCAAAGCGCCGAGAGCGGCAACCAAAAUGCUCCACCAAGAAGAAUUACCACUAAGUCUUUGUUCAUAACGCCCUUCGUGUGCCCGAAAGGGCAGCGCCUCGACAGGAAUGGUUGCGUUCAGGUGGUGACAGUAAAUAAAGAUGAACACGAACGCAUUCUGCUGGAGCAAUUGAAUGCACUGUUCACCUCGGCUCCUAGCGGCGACAACGUGUUGUACGACUACGGCGACGGCGACGACCAACCCGGCGACGGCCCCCUACAGCUUAACAUACCUAUCGGCUUAGAUCCUCAAGCGGCGCCGUUCCAGGGCCAGGAGCCAUCUGGACAGGCUCAAGAUCUACAAGGAAAUUAUGCUAAUAUUGACAAGAAAGAUAUAAAUAAACAAAAUGGUGACGCCAGCGUAGAAGCUGAAUUAGAAAUCUUAAAACUUCAAAACUCUCGUAACAACACGGGUUUGCCCGAUGGAGUAGGUGUGUUGAAUCAUAACGUACUGACUAAUUUACAUUACCCAGAGAAACCAAAACGUGACAGCCCUCUCAACAUUACUGAUAUUGAAGCUCUAAAUGUAACCACCGACGAAGGGCAAAAAGAAUUUGUGUAUGGACAUGUUAAUGUCGACCCUGUUAUUUACAAUGCUGAAAAUCAAAAUAAGAAGUCUGAAGAACUCGUUAAAGAUCAACCCACCGAUUUGUUACAAAUAGUAAGCAAUAGCACAUCUACAAAUGGUUCUUUAAAGCAAAAUUCUACCGAGGAAAAAAUCAACCCUCCAUCCCACGUACUAAAAAAAGAUGGAGAUCACUCUAAACUUAGCCCUGAAAACGAUUAUUCAGACAUUGGUGAGGCUAUAAAAUUGAUAAGCCGAUAUGCUGAAGUGACAACGGAUGACAACUUUGCCAAAGAUAUAAAGAAAGCUGCAAUAAAGGAAGACAGCGUAUUGGGAACUCGCACUAAACUUCAGCAUCGUCGCAAUAAACCAAGACCUACAGAGACGAAGGAAUCAGAGGCAGUUAUAAUGCAACAGGAUUCCAGCAACAAAAACAAAUUACACACUUAUGGCGAUCUAAUCAAUAACGGAGUUAUUUACCGGUACCCUUGGCCAAGUCAGCACGCUCAGUCACCACCACCCGGGUACCCGUUCCGGCAUUUACAAGACUAUUGGCCUGGACAAAACAAAAUCGGAGGAGUUUAUAAUACUCAUGAGAAUCCUCGGCGUCACCAUCAUUCUUAUCCUCAUAAUUUCCGACCUCACAGUUACCCUUAUUACGGCGUUUACCCCGGAGCACAAGACACGUAUCCUGAGCAACUCAAGCGGUUCAUUCACAGAGUAGCUCAACACCAUGCAAGUCCCCAGCGAUCUCACACAAACAACCAGGACCUCUACAGCCUUCUCGGUUUGAGGCACUGGUUCAGUAGUGAAGGCACGGCCAAGAGAUAGCUUGUUUCUGAUGUAUUAGACAAAUCGAUGUUACCCGACGACGUAUACUGAAAGCUAUGGAGAAAAUGAGAAAUAUUUAUACAAAUCAAUGGUGUAGGUGUUAGCAUAAUAUUAUCUCAAUGUCAAACAUAUUUUAAACAAUCAUAGUUAUAUAGGAACAAAGUAAUACUUAUUUGUUUUCUCUACAGUCUAAAACUCGCAAUUCACUAAAGGGAUCCGGAUCAAAAAAAUCUAUCCAUAGCUUUCAACAUACUAGGUUAUUUAUUUCAAAGCCAAAUAAUACAGUCAUAGUUAAUUUUUUGCUAGAUGUUUUAAGUUUUGUAAAUAUCUGUUAAUUUAAGUGUUUUAGUUUUGCAGCUAAAAUUGUUCACAUAGUAUUAUCGUUGUUUUAUAUUAUUUUAAUGUAAAAUUGUUUUAAAUCACUGAUUUAUAAUAUUUAUUCGAUGUAUAUUUGUAUAAGUAUAAAAUUUUCGUUGUCAAUGUAGUUAAAAUCAAUGUUAGAUCUUCAAUAUAAUAAUUUGUUUGAUACCUAUGAAAUUGGCACUGGCUUGCCGCAGACUUUUCUAAGGAGCGUAUCCAACACCUACUAUGAUUUUCGAAUACUCUGUGAAUCCACUUAUUUGUUUAUGAUGUGUGUAGAUAUAGUUAGUAGGAAUAUGUAUUACUAGUUGAAGACAAUAACCAAAUGCAACAUCGGACACUCAAAACCCACCUUAAAACUUGAGCGCAUUGUAAUCUUGAUCAAGCUCAUAUUAUAUUUCGUAAUUGGCUUUAAAUAGAGCCUGUUUAAACUUGCCUUGUUAUUAACUUUAGAGGAAAGAAGUAAUGUCUACUAAAACACAAGCUGCAAGAGGAUUGAGCUGUCGAGUAGCAUAAAGACUUGGUGAAUGCAUUGUUAUGCUUUUGUAAGGGCUGGAUACCUGCAUUACCCAACUAUUACACAUUAACGAUCCCACCAAAGCUUAGUAUAAGAUUUUAGUUUUAUUCAUAAUAAACUUUCGAAACUCUCUAGGCGGUAGACGAGUUAAAUAUAUUUUUCUAAUCAAUAAAUAAGUUACUAGUAUACUCAAUUGAUUAAUUUAAAAGAUAAAAGUUUGAAUCAAACGUUUAUCAUAAUAUAUUCGAAAGUACUUAUUUUGCCACAUUGGAUAUACUUAGGUCGUAAACAAAAACAUAAUUUACUAUCUUUACUAGAAACUUUAGAAAACGUAAGAAAUUGUGUAAUAUCUACUAUAUUGUUAUAUUUAGGAGAAUCAAAGAUUUUGCCAAUUUCAACGGUGAUAAGCGACGUUUUCUAAUUAGUUUAACAUGAAUAUUUUAAAACCAGUGUAUUUUAAACAAGAAAUGGUUAGUAUAAUUUACUUAUGUUAAAAAGGAAUUUAAAAUUUAUCCACUAACCAUGUGUUGUUAUUCUAGUAACUACUAAAAGUACAAAACGGCGCGAUUAAUUCGGACAAAUCUUAUUACCUGUCAUCAAACAUCACACUUAAAUAUGUAAUGCCGCUUUUGUACUAUUAAUAUGCUUUUUAUAAACGUCUAUAUAUAAGUAAAACUCCUAUAUGGUAAAGAAAUAUCGAGAAAACUAUUGUACAAAUAUUUUAAGAAUUUAGUCAAGUAGAAUAACGCGUCAUGAGACAUCUUAAUAUUUCAACUACCUGGGAAGUAUUGCUAAAACUUCGCUUAUACUGAAAACUCAGCAAAUACAAAAUUAUUAAAUUAUCAA